Messenger RNA from Pecten maximus, 1397 nucleotides. RefSeq names its product cell wall integrity and stress response component 1-like. The coding region runs from base 165 to 1022 and encodes 285 amino acids. Lineage: Eukaryota; Metazoa; Mollusca; Bivalvia; Pectinida; Pectinidae. The record is from RefSeq and is a predicted model, not a curated record. The transcript is spliced from 6 exons.
UGUGUGGCGCGUUUGUCCGUGUUGCAUGCUUGAUAUGUUUAGUCGUUGCCUGUUAUGCAGACACUUUAUCAUUAUUAUCAUCAUGUGGGAAGUUGUCGACGGAGGGAUGUUAUUUGAAAAAGUCGGGGAGCUUUGUGCUUAAACGUCAAUGGUCCGAUGCUGUGAUGACAAUUUUUGGUUGGAAGGUUCACAACAAAUUAAAAGUGGAAACGGUUCAGAAGAGAUUAAGAGAGAUAAGGAUAAUUGGACCUGUUCUCUGUGAGAACUUGGAUGUAGGCGGCAUUACCAUCAAAGACCGUCGAAACCAAGUAAUAUGUACUUCUACGCCUGCUCAGUCAUCAUCCACUACACCUGCUUCAUCCUCUCCACCUGUUUCUGAGGGAGUGGAUAGCUCUACGCUCGAGACUUCUACACCUGCUCAGUCAUUAUCCACUACACCUGCUUCUUCGUCUACUUCUUCGUUGUCAUCCUCUCCAUCUACUUCUUCGUUACCUGUACCACUGACUACUACCCCACUGUCUUCUCUACUUGUCUCAUCUACCUCUCCAUCUUUGUUGCAGUCUACCUCGAACCCUGUGUCUACCUCAUCACCUUCCUCAUUAUCUACCCUCCAACCUUCAUCAACAUUCCGGGCAACUUCUCAGUCACAAGCUGUAGAUACCUCUGCUGAUAAGACUGAUGACAUGACGACUGAGCAGACACUGACAACAACAACAUCAUCUUCAUUAAUAUGGCCAUGGAUACUGUCCUCUUCAAUAAUUAUUAUUGGAAUAUGCUGUUUAUUCUGUAUGUGUAGAAAAAAGCGUAGAGAUACAGAUCAGAUCCGUGACCUUGAAAUGCAAACUGUAUCUUCUAUGGUUGAUGAUGAUGCAAGAAACAUAUCAACAGAAAACGCACAAACUUCUGCCGGGCUUGUCAACAUAUCUCAAGUUUUAGGUCACGAAGUGAUGAGAUCAUCUUCAGAAAACAGUCUUUUCGAUUCUGUUCCAUAUCGAAGAUCUCAGAAAGAAAAAUCAAGCUAAAUUUUAUAUUUUUAUCUUUGUUCCAUAUCGAAGAUCUCAGAAAGAAAAAUCAAGCUAAAUUUUAUAUUUUUUAUCUUUGUUCCAUAUCGAAGAUCUCAGAAAGAAAAAUCAAGCUAAAUUUUAUAUUUUUAUCUUUGUGAUAAUUUUAGUUAGAGAAAAUAAAUAUACUGCAUAUCCUUAUAUAUCUGAAGAAAAGUAAACAUUCUUGUGCUUGUCACAUUCCGUGCUGAUAUUUUAGCAUAGUUGUUUUGGUGUUUAAAUUUCAAGCUGUUUCGUGCUUUUUUAUAUAUUCAUAAUUAUUUUAACAGCAAUUUUCAGACACAUUGUUUUAAAUUAUGUCCGCUUUUCCUUUCUGUCUUGUCUAAAAUGUUAAAA